CGGCAGCGUUAAAAAUAGCAUCUUCCCCGGUAUGGCGCUCUACGGCUACAAGCGUCGUCAACAUCAAGUCGCGGACGAAGAAGCCGAAUCCGCCCGCGAUCCCUUGCUGCGAUGCGCGGAUCUGAUCCUCCCGUGGCUGACCCCGCAAGAGCUCGCCGCCGUCUCCCUCACCUCCGCCGGCCUCCGCCGCGCCUCCCUAUCCGUCGCCCGACGCCGCUCCUCCGACGCCGCCCGGGGCCUCGAGCCCCUCCCCGUCCCCUUCCUCAGCGCCGUCGACUCCCGCCCUUACGCCUACUUCCUCUACGCCCCUUCCUCCUUCUCUCGGGCCCUCUCCCCGCCUAACGAUGCCCUACUCCCUCUUCGCCAGCCGUGGGGCUCCUCGAGCCGGACGGUCGAUCGACCGACCGCGUUCCCGAGCCGCGAGGCGGCGGAUGUGGUGGUGGGCGGCGUGGUGCUGGGGUGCGGUUGCGAGAGGUGCGAGGGACGUGAUUGCGCUUGUUGGGGUGGCGAUGGUGGUGGGGAGGAGGAGGAGGAGGUGGUGGUGGUGGUGAGCGAGUGCGGGCCUGGUUGCGGGUGCGGGUCGGAGUGCGGGAAUCGGGCGAGCCAGAGAGGUGUGGAGGUGAGGUUGAAGAUUGCGAGGGAUAAGAAGAAAGGAUGGUGCUUGUUCGCCGAUCAGGCGAUCGAGAAGGGGCGAUUCGUAUGCGAGUAUGCAGGUGAACUCUUGACGACGAAAGAGGCAAGGGCGCGACAAAAAGAAUAUGAUGAACUUGCAUCGAGUGGAGGUUUCUCAUCUGCUCUUCUGGUGGUGAGGGAGCAUCUUCCCUCUGGAAAGGCCUGCUUGAGGAUAAACAUCGAUGCCACAAAAGUGGGAAAUGUGGGGAGAUUCAUUAAUCAUUCUUGUGAUGGCGGUAACUUGUCCACGGUAUUAGUGAGGAGCACAGGAGCUUUGCUUCCUCGCCUCUGCUUCUUCGCUUCAAAUGACAUACGAGAAGGUGAAGAGUUGAGUUUUAGUUAUGGAGAGACUAGGCUCAGGUCCAAUGGUUUACAGUGCUAUUGUGGGGCCUCUAAUUGUUUUGGAGUACUUCCUUCAGAACACACUUAAAAAGCAAAUGCAAAAUUAUCACUUUGUUAGCACUGUCUUUUCAAUCUCUAGUUUGAGUAUUAAACCUACAUGCAUUCGUCUUCUAA
Molecule: messenger RNA, 1188 nt
Organism: Syzygium oleosum
Lineage: Eukaryota; Viridiplantae; Streptophyta; Magnoliopsida; Myrtales; Myrtaceae
Product: histone-lysine N-methyltransferase SUVR3
Exons: 2
Coding region: 32-1102 (356 amino acids)
Cellular component (GO): nucleus
Molecular function (GO): protein binding; histone methyltransferase activity; zinc ion binding
Source: RefSeq, a predicted model, not a curated record